Molecule: messenger RNA, 1728 nt
Organism: Monosiga brevicollis MX1
Lineage: Eukaryota; Choanoflagellata; Craspedida; Salpingoecidae
Exons: 6
Coding region: 1-1728 (575 amino acids)
Biological process (GO): protein phosphorylation
Molecular function (GO): protein tyrosine kinase activity; ATP binding; protein binding
Source: RefSeq, a predicted model, not a curated record
AUGAGCGCGACCAAGAAGAACGACAUUUUUGUGGCACUGGAUGACUAUGCCUCCCAACACAAGGGUGAACUCUCCUUUAGCAAGGGCGACAACUUUAAGAUUCUCAAAAACGCCGCGCCUGAUGAUGGAUGGUGGAAUGCACAGAAUCUGAACACGAAGAAAAAGGGCUGGAUCCCCUGCUCGCUGGUAGCCCUUGACGGCUCCCUGGAGUUGUUCGAUUGGUGUCAUGGUGCCAUUUCACGCAACGGCGCCGAUUACCUGCUUAAACAACACGGUAUUGAUGGCAUGUACCUUGUGCGCGAGUCUCAGAGCCAACCCGGACAGUACACGCUGGAUGUUUGGAAAGAGGGCAAGUCUGUUCACUAUCGCAUUACCAAAGGCGAUGAAGGCUACUUUUUUCGCCAAGGCGUUUGCUUUCCCACCAUUCCCGAGUUGAUUCAACAUCACCAGACCCGCUCCGAUGGCCUCUGCUCAAGCCUCGAUCACAUCGCCCCCAAGGCCCAUGCCAAGACGAUCGUCAUUGGCAUGGACAUGGAAAAGAAAUGGGAGCUCAAGCGCUCUGAAGUCAUUCUCGGGGAUCGGCUUGGUGGUGGCAACUAUGGUGAAGUAUUCAAAGGCAUCUACAACAACAAAACCGUGGCCAUCAAGACCAUCAAGGAGGAGUCGAUGGAAACGGUCGAGUUUAUGAAGGAGGCCCACGUCAUGAAAAAGCUGCAGCACCCCAACCUCGUCAAACUCAUCGGUGUUUGCAGCACCGAGCUGCCCAUGUACAUUGUACAAGAGUUUGUCCCUUACGGCGACCUUCUCUCGUAUCUCCGCCUCCCCCAAUCCCGCAUACAGCUGGACCAUGUCUCCAUGCUCUACAUUGCUCAACAGAUCGCCGAUGGCAUGUCCGCCCUCGAAGCCCAAAAUACCAUCCAUCGCGAUUUGGCUGCCCGCAACUGUCUCGUCGGUGAGAACCUGUCCGUUAAAGUUGCCGACUUUGGCAUGGGCCGAGUCGUGGAUGACCUGUACACGGCUCGCACUGGCACCAAGAUGCCGAUCAAGUGGACGGCCCCCGAGGCCCUCUGCUACGAUGCCUUUUCCGUCAAGUCGGAUGUCUGGUCCUUUGGCAUCACUCUAUGGGAAAUUGCCACGUUUGGUGAUGUGCCUUACCCCGGCCUUGAAGCCCGUGACGUUAUCAACCAGCUCGAGGGUGGGUAUCGCAUGCCUGAACCUCAGGACUGCCCGGCCGGUCUCUAUGAAAUCAUGACCCAAUGCUGGGCCCUUGAGUCACGCGAGCGCCCCAGCUUUUUCGACCUUCAACAUCAGCUCGAUGAUCUUCACAAAAACACAAAGGGCGAGGCAUCUGGAUCUAAGCUCGAGCGAACCAAGUCUCAAAUGGGCACCUCGUGGCGCAAGGGGUUUGAGGGAGACAAGAGUGUCGACAAAGAUUUGAUUGCUCAACUCAUUGAUCUUACCCGCGAGAUCUUCAGCGUGAGCCAGCAAUUGUUCCGCUACGGUACAGACGACACGUAUGGCGAAAUGGUGGAGAGUGUCAGCGCCAGCGUCAAGGCAUUGUUGCAGGUUGCAAAGAAUGUCAAAGCACUCGACAAGGUCACCUUGAAGAAACUCUCGGUUUCAGCCGCCGCGUUAGCCAAAGCUAAAACAAGCGAAAAGGCCAAGCCUUGUGCCGAGUCUAUUCGCGAUCUGGCCCGAGAACUCAACAAGGCCUCGCGUCUUCUUUAG